Messenger RNA from Galendromus occidentalis (western predatory mite), 696 nucleotides. RefSeq names its product prefoldin 5 (gene Pfdn5). NCBI's taxonomy places the organism in Eukaryota, Metazoa, Arthropoda, Arachnida, Mesostigmata, Phytoseiidae. The coding region runs from base 91 to 582 and encodes 163 amino acids. The record is from RefSeq and is a predicted model, not a curated record. The transcript is spliced from 4 exons. Gene Ontology annotation, cellular component: prefoldin complex; cytoplasm. Gene Ontology annotation, biological process: RNA polymerase I assembly; protein folding; RNA polymerase III assembly.
GGUUGUCUGCAGCCGCGUGCUGGAGUCUUCGGAGGGAACUGACAGUUCGUUUUGGUGAUUCUCCCUUGAAGUUGAAGCCUCAACAAAGAAAUGGCCAAGAAACAGGCAGUCGGUCGCCCACAACCGUUGGAGCUCACCCCCGUGGAAGCAUUGCUGCAAAUGAAGCAAGAACUCGACGAAGAUAUCGAGUACAUGGGCCAAUCCAUCCAAACGCUGAAAGUGGUCAUGGACAAAUGCUUCACCUCCGGAGACUGUCUGUCGAAGUUAGGGAAAGAAUAUGAUGGCAAAGAAGUCCUUGUACCUCUCUCCGGCUCCGUAUACGUCCCGGGCUACCUGGUGGGCGGUGGUAAAGCGACGAUAGGUAUCGGCACCGGCUACUUCGUGGAGCGCGACGUAAAAGAUGCGGGAGACAUUUUCAAACGCAAAGAGAAACUGGUUCAGGACCAGAUCGACAAAGUACAGAAAGCUGCUCAGGAAAAGGUCCGGUUACGGGAUGCUGUGACAGAGACUGUACAAGAGAAGAUGAUGACUUUGAUGGCUGCUCCGAAGAAUGCGCCUGGAGCCCCUCCACAAGUGAAUUGACGAGGAUGAAGUGUACAUAGUCUCCAACGUCGAUGGUGAACACUUAAGUUAAGAAAAACGUCUCUUGCAAAAGCGGCGCCAUGCAUUAAAGGAGCCGCAGCGCUUUCCUCCGGG